AUGCUAUCUGCUUGUAGAAGAACCUCCAAUAUCGGCUUGAGAUCGCAGUCCUUAUUAAGAAGAUCUUUAGCUACUUCUGCACCAGUGCUCGAAGUUCCCCAGGAAUUCAAAUCAAGAACUCCUCCAUACCAAAAGCUAAUUUCUAACUUGAAUAAUGUUAGAAAAAUAUUGAAUGACACUCCUUUAACUUUAGCUGAAAAGAUUCUUUACUCUCAUUUAGUCAACCCAGAAGAAUCUUUAUCCGCUUUUAAUGGAAAUAUCAACUCGAUCAGAGGUGAACAGUAUUUAAAAUUAAACCCUGAUAGAGUUGCUAUGCAAGAUGCUUCUGCUCAAAUGGCUUUAUUGCAAUUUAUGACCUGUGGUUUACCCGAAACUGCUAUUCCUGCUUCGAUCCACUGUGACCAUUUAAUUGUCGGAAAAGAUGGUGCCAAAACUGAUCUAGCUUCUUCUAUUGCUACCAACAAAGAGGUCUUUGAAUUUUUAAAAAGUUGUGGUGAAAAAUAUGGUAUUCAAUUUUGGGGCCCAGGUUCCGGUAUUAUUCAUCAAAUUGUUUUGGAAAAUUUCUCGACUCCAGGUCUAAUGAUGUUAGGAACUGAUUCUCAUACUCCCAAUGCCGGUGGUUUAGGCGCCAUUGCAAUUGGUGUUGGUGGUGCUGAUGCUGUUGACGCCUUGACUGGUACUCCCUGGGAAUUAAAGGCUCCAAAGAUACUUGGUGUUAAGUUGACCGGCAAGCUCAAUGGUUGGGCUUCUCCAAAGGACAUUAUCACUCAUUUGGCUGGAGUUUUAACCGUCAGAGGUGGUACCAAUCACAUAAUAGAAUAUUUUGGUGAGGGUCUCAAGUCUCUAUCAUGUACUGGUAUGGCAACCAUUUGUAAUAUGGGGGCCGAAGUUGGUGCUACUACUUCAAUUUUUCCCUACCAAGAUGUUGCUCAUUACAACUAUCUUGUUGCAACUGGAAGAGAGCCAAUUGCACACCUUGCUUCUCAAGUAAACAAACACUAUGGUUUCUUGAAAUCAGAUGAAAAUGCUAAAUAUGACAAAGUUAUCGAACUCAAUUUAUCUGAGCUAGAACCCCAUAUAAAUGGCCCCUUUACUCCUGAUUUAUCAACCCCAAUCAGCAAAUUUGGCGAAGUAACCAAACAAAACAAAUGGCCUGAAACUGUCUCUGCUGGUUUAAUUGGCUCUUGCACAAAUUCUUCCUAUCAAGAUAUGACUAGAGUAGCCUCAUUAAUUACUCAGGCUUCUGAUGCCGGUUUGAAACCUAAAAUCCCCUUUUUCAUUACCCCAGGUUCUGAAAAAAUAAGAGCAACUUUGCAAAGAGAUGGCUUGAUUGAUUUAUUUAAAAACAAUGGGGCUAUAGUAUUAGCAAAUGCCUGUGGUCCAUGUAUUGGUCAAUGGAACAGAGAAGAUAUUCCAAAAACUUCUACCCAAACAAAUUCAAUUUUUACCUCUUUCAACAGAAACUUCAAAGCUAGAAACGAUGGAAAUAGAAAUACAAUGAACUUCUUGACCUCACCUGAAAUUGUUACUGCUGCAAUUUAUUCAGGAAAAAUGGAUUUCGACCCAAGAAAAGACUCUAUUCAAACUCAAGAUGGAAAACAAUUUAAAUUUAGUGACCCAAUAGGUAUUGAUUUACCUCAAAGAGGUUUCAUUAGAGGUAAUGAAGACUUUUAUCCAGUCGCCGAGCCAAAAUCAAAUCCUAAUGUUGAUGUUUUGGUUUCCCCUGAGUCUGAUAGAUUACAAUUGUUAACCCCUUUUGAUAAAUGGAAUGGAAAAGAAUUGAAAACAACAAUUCUACUAAAAAUUGAGGGUAAAUGUACUACUGAUCAUAUUUCUGCUGCUGGUGUCUGGCUCAAAUAUAAAGGUCAUUUAGAAAAUAUUUCAAACAACACUUUAAUCGGUGCCGUAAAUAAAGAAACCGGCGAAGUUAACAAAGCCUAUGAUUUAGAUGGCAAAGAUUAUUCAAUUCCUGAAUUGAUGAUUAAAUGGAAAGAAGAUGCAAUACCUUGGUGUGUUAUUGGUGAACACAAUUAUGGUGAAGGUUCUGCUAGAGAACAUGCUGCUUUGUCUCCAAGAUUUCUAGGUGGCAGAAUAAUACUAGUCAAGUCUUUUGCCAGAAUUCACGAAACAAAUUUGAAAAAACAGGGUAUGUUACCAUUAACAUUUAAAGAUGAAAACGAUUAUGACAAAGUUUCUAGUGGCGAUGUAUUAGAAACUCUUGACUUGGCAGAUAUGUUGGAUAAAAAGGGGGAUAACAAUGGAAUAGUUCAAGUUAAAAUAACUAAAAGAAAUGGUGAGACAUUUAUAAUUGAUUGUAAACAUACAAUGUCUGAAGAUCAAGUUGAGUUUUUUAAAGCGGGCUCAGCAAUUAAUUAUAUUGGUGAAUUAAAAAGACAACAACAACAGAAUCCCUAG
This is a messenger RNA of Ascoidea rubescens DSM 1968, 2415 nucleotides long. RefSeq names its product aconitate hydratase ACO2 (gene ACO2). NCBI's taxonomy places the organism in Eukaryota, Fungi, Ascomycota, Saccharomycetes, Ascoideales, Ascoideaceae. The record is from RefSeq and is a predicted model, not a curated record. Bases 1 to 2415 code for a protein of 804 amino acids. Gene Ontology annotation, molecular function: aconitate hydratase activity; 4 iron, 4 sulfur cluster binding. Gene Ontology annotation, biological process: tricarboxylic acid cycle. Gene Ontology annotation, cellular component: mitochondrion; cytosol. The transcript has a single exon.